UUGAGAGUGUCAUUAUUUUAUGUGACAUCUUACUUGAAUAUCUAAUUGAAGUUUCGCAUUGCUCAUUUUCUUUAUUACACAUACAAUAAAAUAUUAGAAAUAUACAUUAUAAAGUUAUAGACGCGCACAACUUGAAUUCAGGACUAACUUUACCAAAGUGAAAUUCUUAAGAAAAGCGACUUCCCGCCGGAAGCUUUCCGAAAUUAUGUUGGCCACACUACGCUGCCAUAUUCGUGGUGAUCCGAAGUUGCCCGAAGCAGUUCGAGGUUUGAAAGGUUUGAAGGAAGAUCAGUUGGUGUGAUUUCGCUAAUUUUAACAGGUUUGCCGAUAAUUAAACUCGUAUAAAUUGUGACAUCAUACCGCAAGAAAUGAAUAUUUUACGUUGCUCUUCGUGUAAAAUGUUUCAGUCUCACAUAGUGAAGAAAGCAAAGAAAUGGCAAUGCAAAAUGUGUAAUUUCAAGCAGGCAUUUUCCCAGGUCUAUUUUCAAGGCUCGGGGAAGGAUUGUCGCGUUUUUGUUCAGCAAUUAAAUUUAACAAACGCUAAUGAGCUUGAAAAAAGCAACGACUAUUCCAAUCAAUCGGCGUUAAACGUAACUGAAAAUAAGUUUCAAAAAUAUUUAGAUGUACCAAACGAUACUUUCGAACCUGCUACGAGUAGCUCCAAACUUGAAAAAUUUCGCUAUGUAAUGGUCGUUGAUAACGAUAAUGAAUCGUACUCGCAAUCGCAAAGUGAGCGUGCAUACGCGAGUAACGAAUCUGUUGAUUUAAAUAAUGGCGAUGAAUCAUUUGAUUACGACGAAAAAACUGAAUUCAAAAAUGUAUCAGGGGAAAUGAUAGAAAGUGUAUCAUAUAGUGCCGAUGAUAGCAAGAAUAAUGAGUUCCAUGAGAAUAAUACCACUGAAAUGAAAUGUACUAAAAACAUUUUUGAUGCUAACGAGGAUGUUGAUUUAACUAUUGAUUUCUAGGGUUUCAUAUUAUUAAUCUAUUGAAA
Messenger RNA from Ceratina calcarata, 991 nucleotides. Its product is annotated as MRN complex-interacting protein. The record is from RefSeq and is a predicted model, not a curated record. The coding region runs from base 369 to 965 and encodes 198 amino acids. The transcript is spliced from 3 exons. Gene Ontology annotation, cellular component: nucleus; COPII vesicle coat. Gene Ontology annotation, molecular function: zinc ion binding; chromatin binding. NCBI's taxonomy places the organism in Eukaryota, Metazoa, Arthropoda, Insecta, Hymenoptera, Apidae. Gene Ontology annotation, biological process: mitotic G2 DNA damage checkpoint signaling; intracellular protein transport; endoplasmic reticulum to Golgi vesicle-mediated transport.